GCGGGGCCUCGCUCUCUCCCUUUUUUUUCCCGGCACCCCCCGCGGGCGGCUUGUACACAAUCAUCAUGGCCGCCGCCGCGUCUGCCUCCCCCGAUUCGGAGGACGGCGCCGCCGGCAUGGACGCCGAGGAGUCCCAGAACCCGCCCCUGGGGAGCCGGGAGGACGGCCAGCCCGGGCCCGCGCCCGCCCAGGACCCCGCCGCCGCCGCCCAGACGGAGGAGCCCGAGGGGGAGCCCCCGCCCGGGGAGUCGCCUUCUUCGUCCUCUGCCGCCGCCGCCGCCGCCCAGGCCUCGGUCAGCAACGGCGGCGACCCCUCCUCGCCCGGCCCGGAGAAGGAGCUGGUGGAGCUGAAGGUCAUCUGGAACAAGAACAAGUACGACGUCAAGUUCCCGCUGGGCAGCACGGGCGCCGAGCUCAAGGAGAAGAUCCACGCCCUGACCGGCCUUCCUCCCACGAUGCAAAAAGUCAUGUUCAAAGGGCUUUUGCCAGAGGAGAAGACGCUGCGGGAAAUCAAAGUCAUCAACGGCUCCAAAAUCAUGGUGGUGGGUUCCACCAUCAACGACGUCUUGGCGGUCAGCAUACCGAAGGACGCCGCACAGCAGGAGGUGAAGUCGGAAGAGACCAAAAAGGAGCCCCUCUGCAGGCAAAAGCAACAUAGGAAAGUGUUGGAUAAAGGCAAGCCAGAUGACGUGAUGCCUUCAGUCAAAGGUGCACAGGAGCGCCUGCCAACCGUUCCUCUGUCGGGGAUGUAUAACAAGUCUGGCGGGAAAGUGCGGCUCACCUUUAAACUCGAACAAGAUCAGCUCUGGAUUGGUACUAAAGAGAGAACAGAAAAACUGCCCAUGGGGUCCAUCAAGAAUGUGGUGAGCGAACCUAUUGAAGGACACGAAGAAUAUCACAUGAUGGCCUUCCAGCUGGGUCCCACCGAAGCCUCUUACUACUGGGUCUACUGGGUCCCGACUCAAUUCGUCGACGCAAUCAAAGACACGGUGCUGGGGAAAUGGCAGUAUUUUUGAAGGCACGCUCACCUCUGGCACUGGAGACUGACUCGAACCGAAAGGACACUUGCUGGGAGAGGCCUGGUGGAUGUGGGUUGUUGUCCUGGAACUUCUUAAAAUCAGCACGAUCUCGGAGAGGCCCGGGAGGACGCCAGAGGUGGGGAAAAUCUCUCGCCAUUAGCUUAUUUUUAACUUAAAAAUUGCAGCAGCAGCAGCAGCAGCCCUCUUUUUCUGCAGGCGGCUUCCACCCCACUUUAAAAAUAAAAUGAAAAAGCAAGUAUGAUGGAAAUCAAUAAAUCUUAAUUCACAAACCCGUGUGUGUAAUACAGUUUGCUGAGCACAGCCCUUCUGGUGUGUCGUUUUUGACAAGAGACCCCGCUAAGGAAUUUCCUACCAGUCUUGGAGGAGAGGCGGAUCUUUUCACGCUCUCCCCAUUUUACGAACAUUUGGGUUUCUUUUGAGCUGUGUAACUGGGAGCCUGAGGAAUAGGUUUGUUGCUCGCUCGCUCUCUCCUUUUUCCAACACUGCAAGGAAUCUUUUCCAGCAAGGAUGCCAACGUGGGUCUUUCAUAAGCCAUAUCUCUCCCUGGCCCCUGAGUCCCCGGGCGGCUUCUCCUGGCUGCGACCUCCUCUCUGUUAACCCAAAGAUGCUUGGCUCCUUCUUUCAGGACUCAACAGAAGCUCCUCCGCAGGGAAGUUUUGAGCGUCUGGAUUUUCGAGGAGAAUAAUGACGCGGUAGCUUUCUGCCCAAGUGGGCUCUCGCUGACUGCGCUCUGCCCUCUUUUCCCUCUUCUUACGCCCCCCCCGGCACAUCUGUAGUGGGGGGCCGUGCCUUAUGGAGCACUUUUUCCCUAUCUCUGUUACAGUCUGGGCCCCUCUUUGCAGCUGAGCCGAAUCUCGGGUCGGGGACCUCUGCUUUCAGUGCCCAGCGUUCUCCGCAUGCGGCCAUCACCUGGCACCGUCCCGGGCAUCCAUAGCGCCUCUGCGGUGGGCACACCCGGGCAGUUCCAGCCUCUCGUCUCCCUUUCACUUCUUGUUCUGAACUGGUAGAUGGCAAGGCAGGGGAGGUUUGAAGAAGGGGACUUGGCUUUGAACGGCGUAUUGUCCAUGUCGCUUUAUGUGGGCUAGUGGCACUGUCAAAUAUUCAGCAGCCUUCUCGAGAGUGUGGAGUUGCCGUUCGCGUCGGAACUGAAUGUUGGGCGCGGUGGGCUUCUGCCGCACCUCUGAGGGUGCUCAUUCUCUCCUGAGGGAGGCUUCCACCCAGGGGGAGGGCCUCACUUUGUUUUGAGCGGGUGCAGGAAGGAGAGUUUUUCCUCUCGAGGGGGCUCUACCGUGCUCACCCCGCUCGGCUGAGCAGACAAGUAUCCGAUGCACCACCUUGGUCCUCCGCCUGUGCGGAAGCAACAUGGGCAAAAGUUUCCUUCAGAGCAGAGAUGCGUUUUGAGAGAGGAAGAACGUCUGGUAUUGGAAGCCUGGCGUGUGCACGCUCACUGAGCUUGCGAGCGUGGCUGAGAAUUGCGACCAUGCUGAGCCGUGAGUCUUUGUUGGCCAUGAUGAUAGGGGGGAUGCAGGUUGAGGGUGCUGGCUAAUCCCGGGGAGAUACCCUGGGAAAGCAGCACAGAGGGACUAGACUCUUGGCCCUCUUCCUUCCUGUUCCUCGUGGGGCUGUGCCUGACCAUCUUUCCGUCUGGCUGUCUUGUGGGUCAAGUGCGCAGAGAUCGAACAGCCAUGAGUCCUUGCAGUGGCCUUGAGUUCUGUGCGGGCUGGUUUUGUGCCAUUGUUUCUGCAGUGGUUUUGGCUUGAGUAGGAGAAGUGGAUCAGGCAUUUGACCCAUAACUUGCGUUAACGUUGACGGGAUUGCUGGCGCCGUGCAUGUGACUCUUUUGGGGGAGAGUUUUGUGUGUUCCGCCCGUCCGUUGUCAUGAUUCGCUUCGCGGCACUAAGUCCCCUUCAAGCGCUGUUUUAUCUCAGGUUCUCUGGUUUCCCCAGCAGCUGCUGUUGCCAACAGCCUGUUCUUUCCAAGGCCUGAAUCUCACCUGUGCCUAACAGGUCGGGCUGUUCAGCUCUGGAUUUGGGAUGCCACUCGAUGUGAGAGCUGAGAGGGGCCUUCGAGCAGGGGCUGUGCUGGGGGCUCCCCUUCCGGAAGGGAGAGUGCCCGGUUUGGGCAUUGUUGUAACUCAGCUGAAGGAACAAGGAAAUCCUUUCUCUCUUCUGUCUGAAAGGAAAGAGCAUCUUGACUCUCGAGCUGCGCUUCUCCUCUGUUCUGCUUCCUGGAGAGGAAACAACACUCCCCCUCCUCUUUCUCAGGGCGGGGGGAGGAGCAGACCCUCCCCUAAUAGUGUUUACCUGGACACACAUUUUGGGAUUGGGAAGGAAUGUGCAGCAGCACCCCCACCACCCCCACACAGAAUCUGUUCUCCGUUUUUACCCGUGCCUCUGCGUGGACAGAAAACCAAAAGCACUCGGGGGGGCUAGAGGCCAUCUGCUCCAGUUUCUGUACCCUUCAUUUCUGUGACAGUCACCAAACCUGCCCCGGGGGGUACCCUUUCCUCUCCGGGAAGCAGAGCCGGAGGAAUGGACCUCCGCGCCUUUGCUCCAUGCAGUCCUCUGGCAGUGGCGCAGAAGCCCUUCCUAACGGAGGACGCUUUGCCCACCCUUCUCUCAGGACGCGGCUGUUGAAAGCUCAGCACCAAUACGCUGCCUGCUGAGCAUGGGCAAAAGCAGACAAGGGAGCCGUGCCCCCAAAACGCAGCUCUUAAAAUAAGGGGGGGUGGGGGAGGAGACGAGUUCUCUGUUGUGCCGUGUGCCCUGCGGACAGUUCCAAGCAGGUGCUGCGGAGGCCGGAAGGCUUCGCAUUCGAGGCGGAGCUUUGCCUGUAAUGGUGUGCCAGUGCGGGAUGUGGGCUUCCCUUCGGCAAGGGGGACGGCUCAGGCACUGACGCUUCGGGUCGCCUUUUGGCCUCCCAUUUCUGCUUGGGGGGGCGGCGUCUAGGGCUAGGGGCGUAAUUCCUAGGGGCAAGCAUCACUUUUUCUCCUUCGGAACCAGCAGCACUUUCUUGAGUCCCCAGCCUUCACCAAGGCACAGCCGUGUUUCAAGAAAUCCCAUAGCGCCACCCCAUAAUCUCUGAGAGGCCCUGGACAUUCCAGCCUGCCAAACAGAAGGAUUCCUGUCAACUAGGAAGUUAGGUAGUGGGGCCCAAGGUGAGCUGGCGCCCCCUUGAACGAGCAAGGUGAAAGAAUUAGUGACUCUGGGCUUGUGCGGGGUGCGUUUUCCGCCGCCUAGCAGGCGUUCAGACAGCUGGACCAGGGACUUUUGUAGCACAAGAGGGGGGAGGGGGGAAAGGUGUGCGCCUUGGAUCCUGGCCAGAAACCCCUCGCGGUGUGUCUCGAAGCCGACUCGGAAGGCCGGGGCUUAGAAAAGGUUCUUUCUUAGCAGACGAGGACAGACUGCAAAGUUGUUCCUGGUGACGUUUUCGAGGUGCCUGGUUCAGAGGGACUGGAGCCCCGAUGCUCUUCUUAAGAACUGGCUCUUCCAGCUAGCUGCGGGGUGUCACGGAAGCCUGGUCUCCCCCUGCAACACCAUUCUCCUCUUGCUGAGCGACUCUUGGACUCCGGGGUCCGUAGAGCGGCAUCCCCUGGCUGACCUGUGGGGGGGAAGGUGGGCAUUCCUUUGAGGGAUAUCCUGCGCUGCCUUCUGGUUCAGGGGGCCACAGACAGCAGAUGGGGUAGGAGUGUGUCUCCCCCACCCCGACAGCAGAGAAAGGGCUUCCGUAGAAACAGGGAGCCAUCUGUGCUUUCCAGCCUCGGAAACGCCUGCAUCUCCUUCUCUUCCCCCCCCACCCCCCGCUGGCCUCGGCCUGCCCCGUCUUCUGUCCUUGGGGCAGGACCCUGGGCCCUCUGUAGCAUCCCAGGUGCCAAGAUCAGUCGGCCUUCUGCAUCCCACGGACGGAGUGCCAAGUUCCCAGCAGAACAGCCCCUUUCAGGUUGCUUCAGGCAACACCGCUUUGCCUCCGUUUCUUCCUCACUGAAACAGGUUUCCGUGAGCUGGUCUCUAGCUUGCGUGCGCGUCCCAUUUAAAGAGCAUGUGUGCUUCCCCUCCCCCCCCCAACAGGAAAUACAUAUGGGGGGGGUGGCUCGUCCCUAGACUGAGGUUGUUUUAGGAUUCUGAGCAAGCGGGAGGUGUACGACCAAGCAGCCGGCAUCCCUCUGCCAGUUGUGUGCAGCCACGUGUUUCGAACCCUGGCCUGACUGUUGGAACAGCACCCUUGGAGGCUGCCGGUAGGAGCAGGGGCUGUCCCUCAACUCCCAGGGGCACCCUCUGCUGUCGGGCCCCGUCACUGAGCUGAUUCUAGGCCCCCUUCCAGGCGGAAGCCUCUCGGUGCCCAGAGAGAGAACGCUGGCAUGAGGGAAACUGCCCUGAAGUGGGUGCCUGGGAACCCCAGGCCGUUUGCCCAGAUCUUGUUCCCGUUAGCAAGCUGCCCUUUGUCUUCCCGGCUUCUGCAGGCCAGGGACCAAGGGCUGAUUUCCUGCAACCUCUCUCUUCCUCAAAGGUGCCAUAUUUCACUUGUGUUUCCUGGUUCUCAGGCUUGGAGCAGAGAAAAAGAACCCUCACAAACACACACACACACACACGGCCCUGUGCACAGCAGCCGGGGUGUUGCAAGAUCAACUUGCAAGGCAGCCCUCCCUUAUUUCAACCCACCCACCCACCCCCGUCCACGUUG
Molecule: messenger RNA, 5720 nt
Organism: Gekko japonicus
Lineage: Eukaryota; Metazoa; Chordata; Lepidosauria; Squamata; Gekkonidae
Gene: UBFD1
Product: ubiquitin family domain containing 1
Exons: 7
Coding region: 66-1016 (316 amino acids)
Molecular function (GO): cadherin binding; RNA binding
Source: RefSeq, a predicted model, not a curated record